Molecule: messenger RNA, 2210 nt
Organism: Microstroma glucosiphilum
Lineage: Eukaryota; Fungi; Basidiomycota; Exobasidiomycetes; Microstromatales; Microstromataceae
Exons: 4
Coding region: 270-2114 (614 amino acids)
Biological process (GO): carbohydrate transport; transmembrane transport
Cellular component (GO): membrane
Molecular function (GO): carbohydrate:proton symporter activity
Source: RefSeq, a predicted model, not a curated record
ACACCCACCACUGCCUACCCACGCCACCUGCGGCACUGUCACCGACGGCGCCAAGGCGCAGAGAGCCAUCAAGGUCCAGAGCAGCAGCACACCACUCUCGAGGCUCAGCUCCCCAUCCUCAAUCACCAGCAUCACAUCCUACCGACUCCAUCAGCGGCUGCUGCCGAGGAGAUAAGAAGCAGCGCCAUCAACAUACAUUGCUGCAGCUCCUGGCCCACUGCUGCCUCAUCCAUCACCAUCACACCAUCUGCUUCUGCGCCGUAUCCGCCAUGCCACUCGGUCAUGCUUCUCACCCUUCCUACGCCUCCACAGACUCCCUCGUAUCCUCCAAUUCCUCUUCUGCCGGCGGCGUGCAUCGGCGCAUCCGGGCGCCAAAACUGGACAAGGAUGAGGAGCAGCAAGGCGGAAGUCCCCUGGUCAAGGCGGGCAUCGUAAAAGGCGAUGGCCUGAUGCUCUUCAUCACUUGCUUUGCCAGUCUGGGCGUAUUCCUAUUCGGGUACGAUCAGGGUGUCAUGUCUGGCAUCAUUACAACGCCUGCCUUUCGCGCCUUCUUUGACAAUCCACAUCCAGCAGAGAUCGGUACCAUGGUCGCCGUCCUCGAGAUCGGCGCCUUCUUCAGCUCCAUCGCAGCGGGCACCCUAGCGGACGUGUUCGGUCGCAAGGCCAUACUCUUCUGGGGCGCCCUCAUCUUCUCCAUCGGCGGCGCAAUACAGACUCUCACCAGCGGUUUCACCGUCAUGGUCAUUGGCAGAAUCAUUGCCGGAGUCGGUGUAGGUUUCAUGAGUAUGAUUGUGCCAGCCUAUCAGAGCGAAAUCUCGCCUGCGGAGAACAGAGGCAAAUUGGCAUGCAUAGAAUUCACGGGCAACAUCAUCGGCUAUGCUUCAUCAGUCUGGGUCGAUUACCUCUUUUCCUUCAUCCCUGGCAAUCUAGCUUGGCGACUGCCCUUGUCGCUACAGUCGAUCAUCGGACUCACUCUCUGCUUCGGCUCGCUGCUCAUACCCGAGUCACCUCGUUGGCUUUGCGACAAGGACAAGGAUAAAGAAGCUAUGCGUGUCCUCGCCGAUCUCCAUGGCAACGGCGACCCUCGCAGCCGCAAGGCAAAGCGCGAGUACAGGGAGAUCAAGGGCAAUGUUCUGACUACCAGGGAGGAAGAACGGGACAAAGGGCGUGGUUAUCUCGAGAUGUGGCGACGCUACAAGAAGAGGACCUUGAUCGCUUGCUCCAGCCAGAUGGGGGCGCAGUUAAACGGUAUUAACGUAAUCUCUUACUACGCACCGAACGUCUUCCUGGCCGCUGGAUGGGUAGGACGCGACGCCAUCCUCAUGGCUGGCAUCAAUGCAAUCUUCUAUGUCCUUUCCACGAUUCCCACAUGGUACCUCGUCGAUGCCUGGGGAAGAAGACCAAUCUUGCUAUCCGGCGCAAUCCUCUGCUCACUGGCCCUCUUCGCGACCGGCGGUUUCCUGAGGCUUGACGCUUCGUACACCCCCAACGCCGUCGUUGUCUGCGUCAUCCUCUUCAAUGCCGCAUUUGGCUACAGCUGGGGUCCUAUCCCAUGGUUAUACCCGCCCGAGAUCAUGCCACUCUCCUUCCGGGCAAAAGGAGCCUCUCUCGCUACUGCAACCAAUUGGUUCUUCAACUACGUCGUAGGCGAGCUGACUCCAAUACUGCAGGAUGCCAUUGCUUGGCGUCUCUAUAUCAUGCAUGCACUGUUCUGCUUGGGCAGCUUCACGCUAGUAUACUUUGUGUACCCAGAGACAGCCGGAAAAAGUCUCGAAGAGAUGGAAGAGGUGUUUGGUGACGCGUUGCCCAAAGAGGAUGAUGACGACGACGACAGCGACGAUGAUGACAAUGUAGUCAGCUUUGGGGCUAGAGCCGCGCCCAUACAGAUCGGAGACAAUUCCAAUGCCGGCUCUCAGCGACAACAACCACCCGAGCAGGAGGUACAACAGGCGCAAGCUACGAGUGGUGGCCCUGCCACCCAGACGGAACAGAAUAGUGAGGCCCAAGACAGCGGUGGUGGCAUUCUUGGUUGGGUGACGUCGUGGUGGCAAACAGGGUCUCGUGGUGACAGUACCGGGUAUCAGCAAGUAUCUUCUCGGCCAUCGGCGACAUGAAUGAAUGAGAUUGCGCAUCUGUUUGAAUAAGAAAGCUCGAGAUUCUUCUUUGCAUAUUGAUGCGUAAUGAAUGAAACACAUGGGGUGCACAACCUG